GGUGGGCUGAUCCAGCGAGCCUCUUCCGGUGGAUACGUGGCUCUCCGCCGCCGCUGCCAUAUUGACGCUAGCUAGCUAACGCUCGGCCGCGCUCGAAGUCAGCUGCGUUCGCUCCCUGCCGCUCCACCGUGACACGAAAUUCCCCCGAAAAGAAGACACACGACGGACUGACGGCCGCUCGCACACGAAAGAGAGACCAAACAUGGUGCUGUUGGCAGCGGCGGUGUGCACCAAGGCCGGCAAGGCCAUCGUGUCGCGGCAGUUUGUGGAAAUGACCCGCACACGGAUCGAGGGCCUCCUGGCCGCCUUCCCCAAGCUGAUGAACACGGGGAAGCAGCACACCUUCGUGGAAACGGACAGCGUUCGCUACGUGUACCAGCCGCUGGAGAAACUCUACAUGGUCCUCAUCACCACCAAGAACAGCAACAUUCUGGAGGACCUGGAGACACUCAGACUCUUCUCCCGCGUGAUCCCAGAAUACUGCCGCGUGCUCGAGGAGAGCGAAAUCUCAGAGCACUGUUUUGACCUCAUCUUCGCCUUCGACGAGAUCGUGGCGCUCGGCUACAGAGAAAACGUGAACUUGGCUCAGAUCCGCACCUUCACAGAGAUGGACUCCCACGAGGAGAAGGUGUUCCGAGCAGUCAGAGAGACUCAGGAACGCGAGGCUAAAGCAGAGAUGAGGAGGAAAGCCAAGGAGCUGCAGCAGGCCAGGAGAGACGCCGAGCGCUCCGGGAAGAAGGUGCCGGCGUUUGGCGGCUUCGGUAACGUGAGCAGCGUGUCCUCCGGCUCCCUCAUCACAGACACCAUAGUGGAACCCGAGAAGCCCAAGAUCACACCAUCCGCAGUCCGAUCAAGCGGACCCAGCCGGGCCCUGAAACUCGGGGCUAAAGGGAAGGAGGUGGACAACUUUGUGGACCAGCUGAAGUCUGAGGGGGAAACCAUCAUCUCCACCUCAGGAAAGAGAGGCUCCGACGUCUCCAAAGUCCUGCCACCACCAGUCAACAUGGAGAGCGUUCAUCUGCGCGUGGAGGAGAAGAUCUCGCUGGCCUGCGGCCGCGAUGGCGGCCUGCAGAACAUGGAGGUGCUGGGCAUGGUGACGCUGCGAGUCACAGAUGAGAAAAACGGACGCAUCCGCCUCAUCAUCAACAACAACGACAACAAGGGCCUGCAGCUUCAGACGCAUCCUAAUGUGGACAAGAAGUUAUUCACAGCGGAGUCUGUGAUUGGCCUGAAGAACCCAGAGAAGUCGUUCCCUCUCAACAACGACGUUGGUGUGCUGAAGUGGAGGCUGCAGACGACAGACGAGUCCCUCAUCCCUCUAACCAUAAACUGCUGGCCUUCAGAGAGCGGCUCCGGCUGCGACGUCAACAUCGAGUACGAGCUGCAGGAGGAGAACCUGGAGCUCAACGACGUCGUCAUCUGCAUCCCCGUCCCGUCUGGCGUGGGGGCCCCUGUGAUCGGAGACCUGGAUGGAGAAUACAAACACGACAGCCGGCGGAACCUCCUGGAGUGGUGCCUACCAGUCAUCGAUGCCAACAACAAAACCGGCAGCCUGGAGUUCAGCAUCGCCGGCCAGCCCAACGAUUUCUUCCCCAUCAAUGUGUCCUUUGUGUCCAAGCGCAGCUACUGUGACAUUCAGGUUACCAAAGUGUCUCACGUAGAUGGCGACAGCUCCGUCAGAUUCUCUACAGAAACCUCCUUUGUUGUUGACAAAUACGUAAUCGAGUAAAAAAAAAAAA
This is a messenger RNA of Fundulus heteroclitus (mummichog), 1739 nucleotides long. RefSeq names its product archain 1b (gene arcn1b). NCBI's taxonomy places the organism in Eukaryota, Metazoa, Chordata, Actinopteri, Cyprinodontiformes, Fundulidae. The transcript is spliced from 10 exons. Gene Ontology annotation, cellular component: COPI vesicle coat; cytosol. Bases 203 to 1729 code for a protein of 508 amino acids. Gene Ontology annotation, biological process: Golgi localization; endoplasmic reticulum to Golgi vesicle-mediated transport; retrograde vesicle-mediated transport, Golgi to endoplasmic reticulum. The record is from RefSeq and is a predicted model, not a curated record.